This is a messenger RNA of Plasmodium relictum, 858 nucleotides long. Its product is annotated as DNA-directed RNA polymerase III subunit C, putative. Lineage: Eukaryota; Apicomplexa; Aconoidasida; Haemosporida; Plasmodiidae. Gene Ontology annotation, cellular component: RNA polymerase III complex. Bases 1 to 858 code for a protein of 285 amino acids. Gene Ontology annotation, biological process: transcription by RNA polymerase III. The record is from RefSeq and is a predicted model, not a curated record. The transcript has 6 exons.
AUGAAUACAAAUAAACAGUUAGUUAAGGAUAUAUAUAAAAUAGAAUACAAGGAUGCUAUUAAUAUAGAAAAAUUAGAAGAAAUUUAUGAAAAAAAAAAAAAUAUAAAGUUAAAAAGAAGCGAAAUUGUUUAUACAUUAAAUAUUCUUGAAAAUGCAAGAGCUUGCUCAAUAAAAAAUGAAAAUAAUACUAUUAUAACUAAAAUGAGAAAUGAAGAAGUUACAAAAAAAUUAAAAGAAUUAAGUGAUAUAGAUUUUUUAAUUUUUACUAAAGUUGAAAAUAGUCAAAACAGUGGUAUCUGGACAGCCGAUUUAAGAAAGCAAACGAAAUUAUUAAUACAUCAAGUUCAGAAAGGUGUGAAGUUGUUAUGUGAAAAUAAGUUAAUAAAACAAGUUAAUAAUAUUCACGUAAAAAAUCGUAAAAUGUAUAUUUUAUAUGAUUUGGAAGCUUCUGAAAAGGUAAUAGGAGGUUCUUUUUAUACUGAUGGAGAAUUUAAUAAAAAAGUUGUAGAUUAUAUAAGAGAAAAUAUUUGCUUUUAUUUAUACAAUAAUAAUAAUUCUAAUGUUUUAUCAGUAAUUAAUUAUAUUAAAAAACUUAAUAAUAGUGUUGGUUAUUUUUCAGAUAAUGAUAUAUAUAGAGUUAUAAAAACACUAUUAUAUGAAGAAAAAAUUAAAAUAUAUAAAAAUAAUAGUAAUGAAGAAAUAAUUUAUUAUUAUAAUAAUGAAAAUAAAAAAUUUCUAAAUAAUUUUCCUUGCUUUUCUUGUGAAAUUUUUAAUAAAUGUAAUUCAGAUACUAAUACUUCUAUUAAUCCGAAGAAAUGUUUAUAUUUAAAUUUUUAUCUUAACUUAGAAAAUGAAUAA